Molecule: messenger RNA, 2019 nt
Organism: Beta vulgaris subsp. vulgaris (sugar beet)
Lineage: Eukaryota; Viridiplantae; Streptophyta; Magnoliopsida; Caryophyllales; Amaranthaceae
Exons: 2
Coding region: 1-2019 (672 amino acids)
Source: RefSeq, a predicted model, not a curated record
AUGAAACUCUUGAGUUGGAACUGUCAAGGGCUUGGCAACCCUCGCACAGUUAAUACUCUCCGUGACUGGUGUUGGAGAGAUAGGCCAUCUUUAGUUUUUCUUAUGGAAACGAAGGUAGAUAAACAAAAUUUAGAAAAUGUGAGACGAAAAUGUGGUUUUGAUAAUGGUAUGUGUUUUGGAAGUGUGGGUUUGUCGGGAGGAAUGGGUUUCUGGUGGAACGAUCUCAAUGUUAUCGUUAGAUCUUUUUCUACUCAUCAUAUUGUGGCAGAUGUUUGUGAUGCACAAGAUAUGGUGGUGUGGCGGGCGAUAGGGGUAUAUGGCUGGGCGGAAACGUCACAGAAACAUCACACCUGGGCCAUGAUGCGACAUUUAGGUGGUGAUGUUAAUAUUCCUACUGUAAUGUUUGGCGACUUUAAUGAGAUUACGGGGUUACAUGAAAAAUAUGGAGGAGCUGUUAGAGGGGAGCGUCGGAUGGAUGCUUUUAGGGAUGCGAUGGAUGACUGUGGUAUGAUGGAUUUGGGGUUUAAGGGCAAUAUCUUCACGUGGCAACGAGGCAAUUCGGUUGAGACGGUGGUGCGGGAACGAUUGGAUGGGUACAUGGCAAAUAAUGCAUGGUGUGUUAUGUUCCCAUACUCGGAGGUGUUACAUUUUCCUAUUUAUAAGUCGGAUCAUGCUAGAAUACUGCUGAAGUUUGGAAAGGAUAAGACUCGUCACAAGAAAGGCAAAUUAUUUCGUUUCGAGUCGCUCUGGCUAUCUAAUGUUGAAUGUGAAAAGGUGGUGGACAAAGCAUGGAAGGACCAUGUUGGGGAUAAUAUAAAUUCACGGGUGGCGGGGGUGGCGUGUUCACUGGGCAGUUGGGCUCGUACUACGUUUGGGAAUGUGGAGAAGAGAAUUAUCGAUGCGGAACGAAAACUUCACAACCUGCAGGAGAGACCACCCGACGGCCUGCUUAUAGCCCAAUGCCAGCAGCUUGCUAAUGAGCUGGACGAACUUCACCGCUUAAAAGAGUCUUAUUGGCAUUUGAGGGCUCGAACAAACGAACUACGUGACGGAGAUAAAAACACCUCGUACUUUCACCAUAAAGCAAGCCAGCGGCGAAAACGUAAUACACUUAAGGGUUUGUUUAACGAGGACGAAGCUUGGAUGACUUCGAAGGAGGAUUUGGAGGAGAUUAUUUCGUCGUAUUUCGAAAAUUUAUUUGCGACGAGUAAUCCAAGUGGUUUCGAUGAAGCGACAGUGGGUAUAGAGGCGAAGGUGACAGAGGAGAUGAAUAAAGAGUUGAUUGAAGGACCGAGUGGGGAGGAAAUCCGAACGGCUUUAUUUCAGAUGCACCCUAACAAAGCUCCAGGUAUCGAUGACAAUGCCCUCAUAGCUUUUGAAAUUUUCCAUUACAUGAAACGGAAGGGGGAUAGGCAGGAUGGUACUGUGGCUCUGAAAUUUGAUAUGAGUAAGGCAUAUGAUAGGGUGGAGUGGAGCUUUCUGGAACAUGUUAUGUUGAAAUUUGGUUUCUCAAUGCAAUGGAUUCAGAAAAUAAUGAGCUGCCUACAGAGUGUCUCGUUUUCUUUCAAGCUGAACAACCAAGUGUCUGGUUCUGUGAUUCCCGGUAGGGGCCUACGACAAGGCGACCCAAUUUCUCCUUAUUUAUUUUUACUGUGUGCCGACGCUUUUUCUAUGCUGCUCUCCAAGGCUGCAGCAGAAGAGUCGAUUCAUGGAGUGAAGAUUUGUAAGAAUGCCCCGAGUAUAUCUCAUCUUUUUUUCGCGGAUGAUAGUAUUUUAUUUGCAAAAGCUAAUCUGCAGGAAUGCUCUAAAGUUGCUGAUAUCAUCAGUUUAUAUGAGAGAGCGUCCGGUCAAAAUGUUAAUCUUAGUAAGACGGAAGUUGCUUUUAGCAAGAAGGUAUCUGUGGAGAGACGAAAGGAGAUUGUUGAUAAACUUGGUGUUAGAGAAGUGGAUAAACAUGAGAAAUAUUUGGGUCUACCAACUAUUAUUGGGCGCUCAAAGAAGUGUUUUUUGCGUAUUUGA